AUGACCAAGAAGCGUGGAAAGAAGCGCGCCCACACCGGAAGCGCCCGCGGUGAAACACCUCCUGUUGGGCCUCAAACUGUCUCAGCACCACCGCCCGUCGAUUCAAAUGCGCUUCUUCGUACGGAAAAUGAUUCACCUCACACCAAACAAGCCAAAGACUCGGUCAACAAGCUCAAGCAGCUUGACUUGUGGGAUAUUUUAACAUCGGUCCACCGCAAGCUUUGCAACCUAAACAAUCCCAGCUUCUCACUGUACACCACUCACUUCACCGAUUGCAUUUGGGUAUCGCGUACCGAGUUAAAAGAAAUCAUACCUGAGUUCAAGAGUAUGACGGAAAAAUUGUGCCUAGAAACGGAGGUCAGCAACGUUUACUGGGAUCUCGCCGCCAAAAUCACCUCUUACAGUGAUGUUGACGAGGCACUGUCGCUCGUGCUUGUUCACGUUGCACAUUCCUUGCCCAUACUUACGCUAGGCCCACAAGGUUCUGGUCCCAACGUUCGUUUAUCAGCCGAAUUUGGCCGUACCUAUCACGGUACUGCGCCAGACCGCUUCCUCCAGUUAAUCACUGAAGAGGAUCGGAAGUACAGCAAGGGUUAUCAAUAUAGCUGCAAUCUCCCUUACCACCGAGGCACUACCAUCUUCCAGUCAAGCGGCACCGGCAAGUCGCGCAUGGUAUACGAAUGUAGGCAUCGAACUCCUCUUCUCUAUGUCUGCAUUGGACCAACUAGCGCCGAAGGACCGGCCAAGAAAGCUUAUCCCCUUCCUGACCGUGGUAGGCUCAGAAGACCCACAAGGAUAAGUGUAACCUUCAGAUUGCCUGUUUCCUUGGCGCUUGGUUUCUCGGAGCUUGCUCAACGCCUCGCCAACUUGCCCACUCAGCAGCAAAAACACGACUAUCUGAUGCAGCUCAACCAUCUCCAUCUAAAGGAUGGUAUCAAUGCUGAACGCACCGACUUCUUCCAAACCGUUUCCGAGCGCGCUUCUGACACCCUCAAGCGUGCCGACAGCAGCUUUGACGAAAAGUCGAAACAUGAUGAACUCUUCACCGCUCACCUCAAAUCGCCGCUUGCCGCCCUCGAACGAGAGAUGAAGUGUAUCAUAGCUCACAUGCACCCGCCCAACGACCACGGCGAAUCAUCACCCAGACCUCCUGUCAUUGUGGCCUUCGAUGGGUGCGUCGAACUCAACGUCGGAUACGACCCAAACAUAAAUCAGCUCAACAGCCUUCACCGCGCAUGGAAUUGGAUCAGCAUCGAGCAAGCCAGAACCAGGACCACGACGUUCUGGCUUGUGUUGAUAAGUACCAGCAUCAGCGCGGCCAUUCUUGUCACGCGCUCUGCUCCGAGUGGGUCCUCCCGUGGCAUAGACCGAGUGCCACAGCCCAUUUUCAUCGACUUUGGUUUUGACAUGCUGCUUUCAGAGCAACCCAGCCUUUCUUGCGCCUCGCAAGCUUCUGCAGAUUCUCACAUCAUUUACUACGGACGAGCGCUGUGGAAGGCAUGCAGUCCUGAUGAUCUCUGGCUGAUGGCCAAAUUCAAAUUGACAGGCGGUGAAAACUUUCGAAUCUACGAAACCGCCCACUGCUACAGCGUCUUGGCGUCUCGUCUCGGGCUAAGCCUUUCGCCGACUGAAUCGCCAGGAUCGGCACUCUUCGAAUGGCAGAAGCAAUUCGCGGGCAGUGCAGUAAAUCGCCACAUGCGCAUUGUCACACAUGUUACCAGCGAGGGUGUCAUGCACGUUGAAUCUCCAUCAGAGCCUGUGCUAGCCAUCGCUGCUUCCAAUAUCAUGCUGGCUCCCUACCUCCAGACACGUCAGAAAGCGAGAGGCUACAAGUAUGCAGACAUUCUCAAGAGAUUUCAGCAACGUUGCUUACUCGACCCCGGGGUUCCCUUGGUGAUGAGCAGUUUCGGAGAACUUGCCUCGCGGAUCAUCUUGAUGGCUGCUUGCGACGCCGUGAAGCGCAAAAAAAUCGAACAGCCCAACCCAAAGGAAUCGUCGGACACCCAGCACGUGGGCGCCAGCAUCUACGCCAAGCCGGUGCCUCUCGAAAGCGUUCUUGAGAACCUUGCCGACCUCGACGAGGCCAAUCUCGCUGCGCUGCGCCAACGCCUUGAAGACGUCUACGAUGCCGGCUCGCGCACCGAACGGCAUGCGAUUCCGUUCAGAGAUCAGUUGCAGUCGGCUUCCGCUACGCUGCCGAUAUGGAUCAACUUUACGCAUUUCGACGUGCUGCCCAAAGCGAUCAACAAGAUAACACCCGAAUUUCUCUGGCACUGUUGGAAACGUGGAGUAGCCGUGCAAAUGGUGCACGCGCAGUAUGGCAUCGAUGGCAUCAUCCCGGUUUUCGUAGGUCAUCUCGACCGGCUCUUCGUUGAUGGUUCAUCCACUGAUGCCUCUAACAUCACCCAUGAGUCCAGAGAGGCUGAAAUGCACGCUGCGCGCUACAUGACCUAUGUUGUCUGGGAGGCAAGAAGCCGAAAGGAUACACAGAGCACCACGGUCCCUGCUAGUUCAGCGCCUGUCGUUGCUGGACCUGUGAUCAAGAGCGCCUCGAUGGCACCGCCAAACGAGAAGCCACUGACCGAACAGGCUCUGUUGAGCGUGCUUCUCGACCUUGGCACAAGCACCGGAUUCAAACGUGCGCCAGACGGCUUACGACCGCAAGUGAAGCAUAUUACCGGUCAACAGUGUCCUCGGCUGUGUAUUCAGGGUGUGCUCGACCCGCACACUUACCCCUGUCUGGACCUUUUCGAGCUCCGCCCAACCUUGGUCGAGAUUCUGUCGUCUAGCUCUGAUCCCGCACCGAACCCUCUCAACAGCAUCGAAAAGACCCUGUGGAAUGAGCGCAACCAGCCCGUUUCUGAUUCCAUCUAG
This is a messenger RNA of Mycosarcoma maydis (corn smut), 2874 nucleotides long. RefSeq lists its product as uncharacterized. Lineage: Eukaryota; Fungi; Basidiomycota; Ustilaginomycetes; Ustilaginales. The record is from RefSeq and is a predicted model, not a curated record. Bases 1 to 2874 code for a protein of 957 amino acids. The transcript is spliced from 3 exons.